Aspergillus vadensis CBS 113365 is the source of this 1793-nucleotide messenger RNA. Its product is annotated as camp independent regulatory protein. Bases 281 to 1642 code for a protein of 453 amino acids. The record is from RefSeq and is a predicted model, not a curated record. The transcript has a single exon. NCBI's taxonomy places the organism in Eukaryota, Fungi, Ascomycota, Eurotiomycetes, Eurotiales, Aspergillaceae. Gene Ontology annotation, molecular function: DNA binding.
UCUUGACCCUUCAGAUUAUUUUCCGCAGUGGGUUCUUCACAGCACCUGCUCAUCUCUCACCUUCUCUUGAAGCUUGGCCUUUUGUUUCCUGUUCCGGGAAUAUCGCACGCUUGAACGGUGUUUGUUGAACGGCUACCGAAGAGCCGUUGUUCGACUUCCGACCUCAUCAGAUUGCCUGCAUUCCGGCACAUCUUUCAACAUUUUUCACCCUACGAAACCCCCGGUCCUAGCGCUUAAACCAACAGUCAUCACGGGGACCUAUACAGAUCACCGAAGGUGGAUGGAGACGUAUCACGGGCACGUCCGCACUCCUGCGGACGCUAUCAUCCUCUUCGAAGCUUGUCGCAUUGGCCUUCUUCCCCGCGUACAGAGACGUUUAUCCGAGAAGGAACGUCAAUUAAUUCGUUCCGGGUCAGUCUUUGUCUGGGAUGAACGCGAAGCGGGCAUGCGAAGAUGGACCGAUGGCAAGUCAUGGAGUGCCAGUCGCGUAUCGGGAAGCUUCUUAACAUAUCGCGAGAUGGAAGGCAAACGGGGAGGAACCGGUGUUGCUCAGACGACGAUGUCGAGAGCUGGUAAAACACCAGAAAGCACACGAGGCAGUGACGACGACCGUGGAGAUGGCGCAGACGAAGGGCCGGACGGCUACCGCUACAAGCCUGAUGGUUUGAUGAAACAGUCCUUCAGCAUUACGACAUCUACCGGUCAGCACCUCCAUCUGAUCAGCUACUACUCGAGGUCACAUCCGUCUGCGGCCAACCUUCAACAACCGUCGACAGACCCCAAUUUGCGACAUGUGCGUCCUCAAAAGGGGCUUUAUCCGGAGUCUACUGUAAACGAUCAACAGAAUCUUCCCGUUGUGACCCGUGGUCCUAUGGCCGGUGCCGCAUAUGUGCCUCCUCAUCCUAUGGCACCCUAUGGGCGCUCUCCGGCUGCACACCCGGCGCCAUACACUCCUUCAUAUACAUGGCCUCCGACUCCGCUGGCUACUCCGCCUGUUCCCGUCCACUAUCCAUCUUACCUUCCGUCAGUGUCCCAGCCCAAUGGUCAAAUACCAUAUGGCCAUCAGGCUGCCGUGCCACCUGGUACGCCCUUGCCGCCUCCGCAACCACCGGGAUUGCCGGCAUACCACGAGCGGCCGGUGCAUGUAGCUGAAGUUACGAUGGCGCCAUCUCUCCAUCAACCGUCGAGCGUGCAGGUGCUUGCAAGCCGGUCACCACGAGUGCCGCCCGGAGCGCACGAGCUUCUUCACCACCGCCCGAGUCCACCGGAGCUUGGCCCACCUCGCGAGAUUGCGAGAUCGUCACCCCGCACACAGCCACAUCAUAUGCCGCACAGCAACGGCAUCCCAUCGAUUGCGCGCAGUCCCCAGCUUAUCAGUCAGCCACCGUCCAGUAGCGUACAAAUUCCUCCGCCGAGCACGAUGGCGCCCAAGCCACUGGAAGCCAGCACCGGCACCACCGUGCCCAGCAUCGGUGCGCUGAUGAACGGCACGCCUUCUGGUGGAUUGCCGUCGAUCGCCGCUCCCCCAGCCCCGGCCGCAGGACGCGCCGAGGGACCCCGAGACAUUCCCAGCGAAAAGAUCGGGUUCGGAGGAGAAGACAUGCGCGCACUGCGGCAAUUGGACCGGGUGUUCACCGCAUAGUCUGUUGGAGGCAUUUUCAGUUCUAUUUGACGAAGUUAGAUCCUCAUGCUGUCGAUCUCUUCUUUUAUUCUCUUUUUUUUUUCUCUGUUGUAUACGAAUUAGCAUAUUGCCUUGGUUUGAUACUGUUCAGAUUGGAAUGGUCACGUUUACG